Molecule: messenger RNA, 8003 nt
Organism: Lagopus muta (rock ptarmigan)
Lineage: Eukaryota; Metazoa; Chordata; Aves; Galliformes; Phasianidae
Gene: HFM1
Product: helicase for meiosis 1
Exons: 34
Coding region: 2312-5668 (1118 amino acids)
Molecular function (GO): nucleic acid binding; ATP binding
Source: RefSeq, a predicted model, not a curated record
GACGAGGUUUUUUCAUUGGAUAAUUUAUUUUAUGAAAGACCAGAUACAAACAAAAGUUUGUUGCUGUACGACAGAUGGCAGCAGAGGGGCAAUCUGACAGAACAACCUUCCAUGUGGAAGUGUGUAUGAAGCAAAGGAGUUUGUUGAAUGUUUCUGUGUGGAAAAAAAUCGAACCUUUGAAAUUCAUUGAUGCCAGCUGAACGUGUAUGGAGACCACACAGCAGAUGUGACCACAGUGAGGUGGUGGGUGCUGCAUUUCAGCAGUGCAACAACAAUGCCUCUACUCGUGCAUUUUUACAAGCAUGGCAUGUGGGCUCUUCUUUUUGGCUGGCAAAAAUGCACAGCUGAUGGUUGUGUCUACAUUGAAAAACAGUAUUUUGUAGCUUUUGCUCAAUCAGGUGGCAUUAUCACACUCUUUUAUCUGUGGAAAUAAAUAGAAGGCAUUACUUUCAGAGUGACCGGCAUACUUCUUACAGAUCAUUGGUCUUGUGCAGAUAUUUGGUCUUGUAUGCAUAUGGUAUAUUUCCAUUCAUUAAUUUUAAGCAGAUUUUAUGCAAAUUAUUAUUAUUCCUGCUUUGAAUCCUUAACAUAAGUAACUAUCCAUUGGUAUAACAAACUGCUUUUUUGCAUUUUUCACUCUUAAAUAUUUUGUUGCUAGUAAGAUAUCAAAUGAUAGGCUAAAUAUCAUGAAGAGUAAAUGCCUACAUUAGCCACUGAAUUCAGGUGAACAGUUAGAGAACUGACAUAGUAUUCCAAACAAGCAACUAUUCAGUAGUUCUGAUGCUUCCUGUUGCAGAUGGUUGAUGUUUAUCCUUUUGAAAAUGGGUCAUUUAUUUAGGGGAGUAAUUUUAGAGAAGCCUUUAAAAGAAAUCUUUUUUUUUUUUUUCUUAAUUUAAUUAAUUUCUUAUUUUAAUUCUUCCUUUUUCUUUAUAUUUUUAUUGAGUCUUUUUAAAUGGAUGUAACAUUCAUCUAAGUCCUCAGCUGUUCAUUGUUGGUGUUGCUGUUGGUGUUACAUCCAGCUGUGUUUGCAUCCACCUGCAGCCUGAUCAGAUGGUUGUGGUUAGACUGCUUAUGUGGCUUCAUGCAAGUCCAGGCGAGGAUCAACUUGCUCAUUUGGAUCUAUAAUGAAACAAUGCUCUCCUUCCUCUUGCUUGUAUUAUGGAUAGGAACAUAUUUGUCUGAAAAAUACAUAAUAUUAGCCAUUGAAAAUACUUUUAAAACCACCAUUAGCAUUAAGAUAUCAUAGGUGGAUUUCUUUACAACUGGGCAUACAAUACUGUGCUUGUUAAUUACAUUUGUUAUGUAGCAGAAAUGUGGCAGUUGACACUGCAAAUACUUUUAACAGCGGUGCUCUGCUUGCUCUUAUAAAUGCUUUCACAUGACAUAAUUGCAUGCACUUCCAUGAUGCUUCUAUGGAGGAGGUUCUUGAUUUGUGGUAUAAUCCUGAGAUCUUUUAGAUAGGUGCUGGGUUUAUUUUCUUUGUAAAGUGAAAUACUUGGUAUCUAAAUCUAAACAAAGCUACUGAAUCAUUUAAUGAGUUCCUUUUUUAUAACUGUGAUGUAUUUUAGACUUGAAUUUAAAUUGCAAGAAAAGCCUCCGUUUCACAAUUUUAAAAGAAAUGUUAAAAUUUUCACUCUGUUGUUUUCAAUUCCUUAAUGCUCUCAAGCAACCCAAUUUAGGUGUAUUUUUAAGGAGUUUCCAUACUUUAACUAUGCACAGUCUAAAGCUUUGGAUGAUGAGUAUAAAGGAGAACUUUAGUGAAGGAUGUCCGUUUGGGAAAGUGCCUUUUACCCAUCCUUUAUUCUUAUCAGGUAUGCUUUUUUAAAAGCAAAUAACUUGAGAUUGUGACAUAUUGCGGAGAGGGGAAAUCAGUCUUAGCAGUCUCUAAAAGCAUUUAAAAAUUUUACCCAACUCUAUGGGAAAUACCAGCAUCAUUCAUCACAGCUUCUAAGUGCGAUUUUUUAAGCUACUGGCAUUUUUGUGCUUGUCACAGAAUGGUAGAUUUGCAUUAAUAACCUUAGAGAAGCAACAUUUUUCUUGUUUGUGUGGCAGGUGUAUAGCAAACACAUUUAUUUUGCUCUAAUUUAAGUUUUGCACCUCAUACAAAAUUCACUAUGGAACUAUGUAUAUCAAUGUAAUAUUUGUGUGUGUGUGUGUGUGUGUGUGUCCUUUUCACCUAGACAAUUCUUUUGGAGUGUGUGAACAGGUACAAUAGCUAUGUUAUAUUUACUGCUAUGCCGUUCUUUCCCAGCUUCUUUAUACAGAUAGAAAUUUUGUGAUUUGUGCUCCAACUGGCUCUGGAAAAACUGUAAUGUUUGAACUAGCUAUUACCAGAUUACUUAUGGAAGUCCCAAUGCCUUGGUUAAAUACUAAAGUUGUUUAUAUGGCGCCAAUAAAAGCUCUAUGCAGUCAACGUUUUGAUGAUUGGAAAGAAAAAUUUGGACCCAUAGGACUCAGCUGCAAGGAACUGACAGGAGAUACAGUGGUGGACGAUUUAUUUGAAAUACAUCAUGCUCAUAUUAUUAUCACAACACCUGUAGGUUUCAGUUCAAGUUCUUACAGAAAGAGAAUAAGCAGAUUUAGUGGUCAACCAAUCAUAUGCUGCCAGGUGCAUGUCAUAAAGCAUGAAAGCCGUGGCGCAACGUUGGAAGUUGUGGUCAGUCGGAUGAAGACGGUUCAGUCUUCUCUUUGGCGUCUUUCAGAGAAUCGCCAUGUUCCUCCUUUGAGAUUUGUAGCUGUUUCAGCAACAAUUCCAAACGCCGAAGAUAUUGCAGAAUGGCUUUCAGAUGGGAAGAUCCCUGCUGUAUGUCACAAAGUAGAUGAGGAUCAACGACCAGUGAAGCUACGCAAAAUUGUUCUUGGUUUUCCUUGCAGUGACAGUCAGACAGAAUUCAAAUUUGACUUAACACUGAACUACAAAAUUGCUAGUGUUAUACAAGCAUACUCUAAUCAAAAACCAGUGCUGGUGUUCUGUGCCACAAGAAAAGGAGUGCAGCAAGCUGCUUCUGUUCUUUCAAAAGAUGCCAAAUUUCUACUGAGUGUAGAGCAGAAACAAAGGUUACAGAAGUCUGCCAAUUCGUUGAAAGAUUCCAAGCUCAGAGAUCUUUUGAUGUAUGGUGUGGCUUAUCAUCAUGCGGGUAUGGAGCUUUCUGACAGAAAAAUAAUUGAAGGAGCCUUUACUGCAGGAGAUGUACCCGUACUUUUUACUACUAGCACCUUAGCUAUGGGAGUCAAUCUGCCUGCACAUCUAGUGGUUAUAAAAUCCACAAUGCACUAUGUUGGAGGAAUGUUUGAAGAGUACAGUGAAACUGAUAUUCUGCAAAUGAUUGGGAGAGCAGGAAGGCCUCAAUUUGACACAACGGCUACAGCAGUAAUUAUGACUCGUUUGAGUACAAGGGAGAAGUAUAUACAAAUGCUAAAUGGUGCAGAUAUAAUAGAGAGCAGCUUGCACAAACAUCUUGUGGAGCAUUUAAAUGCAGAAAUAGCAUUACAUACUAUCACAGAUGUCACUGUAGCUUUGGAAUGGAUACGAUCAACAUUCUUGUACAUUAGAGCUUUAAAAAAUCCAGCUCAUUAUGGUUUUUCAUCUGGAUUGGAUAAAAUUGGAAUUGAAGCAAAAUUACAAGAACUCUGUUUGAAGAACUUGAAUGAUUUGUCAUCUUUCAAUUUGAUCAGGAUGGAUAAAGAAAAUAAUUUCAAGCCAACAGAGACCGGAAGAUUAAUGGCAUGGUAUUAUAUUGCAUUUGAUACAGUAAAGCAGUUUUUCAGAAUUAAAGGAACCGAAACUUUGAAGGAAUUGGUUACAAUGAUCUCCAACUGCGCAGAAUUUCUAGAUGUCAAAUUAAGAACAAAUGAGAAGAAAAUACUGAAUGCUUUGAAUAAAGACAAGGACAAAAUAACUAUCAGGUUUCCAAUGGAGGGGAGGAUUAAAACAAGAGAAAUGAAAGUAAACUGUCUUAUUCAGGCUCACCUAGGAUGCAUUCCUGUUCAAGACUUUACUUUGACACAAGAUACUGGCAAAAUAUUUAGAAAUGGCAUAAGAGUUACUAGAUGGUUAUCUGACUUUUUGGCGUCAAGUAAAGACAACUUUUCUGCAUUAUUAAACUCUUUGAUUUUAGCUAAGUGUUUCAAGUGCAGACUUUGGGAAAAUUCACUUCACGUGUCCAAGCAAUUGGAAAAAAUUGGUGUGUCGUUGUCAAAUGCUAUGGUAAAUGCUGGGCUCACAUCAUUUAAAAAAAUAGAAGACAUAAAUGCAAGGGAACUUGAAUUGAUUUUGAACAGACAUCCUCCAUUUGGAAACCAGAUAAAAGAAUCUGUUUUGCACCUUCCGAAAUAUGAACUUAACAUUGAACAGCUUCCAAAAUACAGUGAUACAAUGGCUGAAAUUUUAGUAACCACCAUAUUGACAAACUUUGAGCAGCUACAGACAAGGAGAACAGCAUCAGACUUUCACUAUGUUACGUUGGUUGUAGGAGAUGCUGACAAUCAAGUAAUUUUUAUUCAGAAAAUAAUGGAUUCUGUGCUGCUGAAAACUGGAAAUUGGAUGAAGAAAAUUGAAGUGAAAAGAGCUCUUAAAUCAGAUGACAUUAGUAUAAAUUUAAUUAGUUCUGACUAUGUUGGCCUUGAUAUACAGCAAACAUAUACAGCCUUCUACUUAACACCAAGAGCAGUGGGAAGUAAAGUAGUUACAAAUAAAUGGAAAGCUGAGUCUUCUGUUGAUACAUCUUCUGGCACAGCACAAAGCCUACCAGCAGCAAAAGUGGAGACAGGAAGCAGAUGUAAAGAAGAAAAUACCUAUAAGAAAUACAGUAACAGAGAAUGUAACCACCGCUGUAAAAAUAAAGAUGUGUGUGGACAUGAGUGCUGUAAAACUGGAGUACUCCCAAAGUCUGAGAUGAGUGGAGAUUCAAAGUUUAGUUUGUACCUGGCUGAUUUAAGGAGCAGGAACUCUACUUCGUCUGUACCCCCAGUAAAGCGGUUAAAGAUGCAGAUGUUAAAUCAGGCUCAAAGUGUGGAUCUCAAACAAUUUGUUUUUACACCCAAAUCUUUGAUGCCAGCAUCAUCAAGGUCUGGAAAUGAAGAGUCAUUUUCAUCACAUUCAGUGGACCAGGUAGAUAGUUUUAAUAACUUAGGAAGAUCUCAAAAACAAUUCCAGUCCUGGGACUAUGGAAAGAGUGAUGCUUUGGGUGUGAAUGCUGAACUGAGAGAUGACGUUUGGGAUGAUCUUGAUGAUGAAGUAUUAGUAGUUGCUAGCAACCUUUUCAGUAGAGAAUUAGAUGAGCAUGAAUUGCUUCACAAGUACUCAACAAGUGAAGCCACAAGUGACAUUUCAGAAGACUCUUGCCUAUUACAAAGUGAUACCAGUAUUCAGAACUCAGUUCUCUCUGUGUUUAAUAGCUCAUCAAAAGUGGAAUUAUCUGUACAGAGUGGACAUGUAAAUACGUUCCCUUCUCAAGAAAACAAACAUUCAAAUCUUUCACAAGAGCUGGAAAAAAUAGAAUAUUCUUCAAUUUCAAACAUAAUCCCAGACUCUUCCAAAUUCACUAGGAAAGAGAAUUUUUUUAUUUUCAUGAAGGAGCAGAAAGAAGAAAUGGAACCUAGAUGUCUUCCUGAUGAUGAGACCAGUGAUGUCAAGCCUUUACUUGGACUACUUGAUGACAUAUUUUAAAACAGAAUAUAUUCUAUUUACCAGUAAUGGGAUUACUGCCAUACAGUAGAUCAUUACAUAUUAAAAAAAAGAAAAAGUUGUUGUUUAUUUAAUGGAAUUUGGGUACGUUAUCUCAUUUUGAAAAUUCCUUACAUUUCCAUUUGUUGACCUCAUUGCUUUCAGGAUGGAAAGAAACAACAUAGGAAUGUGUCAGAGGAGCUCUCAUGCUGACGCUGUAAGCUAUUAAUUACAUGGCCUGCUCCUAAGUACUGUUUAAAUGAAUGAAAAACUGUUUCCUUGGAAAUUUCGUAAAGCUUUUUUAUUUUGUUUGUCAGUUUUUUAACGCUGAGUUUUUCUGAUUCUGUUAAACAGUUGGAUUUAAAAUAAAGAGUGAUGGAAUAGUAAGUUACUCUAGGCUGUUACUCCUUCUGAUAGUACUACCAGCUUGUUUAAAAAAAACAGCUGCAACUUCCAUCAUGUUAGCAUCUGUCCUAGAUCUCAACAGAACAGUUAUUUAAUGUCUAUAAAAAGUAUUCUAAAGCUGUAUUUAACUGUUCACUUUGGUACUUGAUCUCAUAAAAAAGACCUGUAUGCAUCUCUACACAUCUCAAUACUUAGGCAACCAGGUACUGGAUUUGGCUAUCUUCUUACAGCUCUCGUGUUUGAACAAUAAACAUCGCAUGUUCAUUGGAUAGAAAAAUAUGAUAUUCUCUUCAUCUGGAUUUUAACUUCUAAUUUCAUCCAUAGUCAGAACACACUAUAGUAAAUGCACUUCAAUACUUUCAAGGCUUUUUGAAGUACAUUGCAUAUGGUUUCUAAGAUCAAUUCCUGACUAUUUUUCAUAGGAAGCCAUCCGCCUACAUAUCUUACUUGGAAAAUUACAAAAAUGUGCUAUUGUUACUGGCAACACUUCAGAAAAUAUAUUCAAUACUGCAGUGCCUUUAUAAUAAUGUUGAACACUAAUGAAAAAACAUUAUUUCAAAGAUAAGUAGUUUAUUUGUUGUUGUUUUAAUUUAUUAUUCGCAUUAGCUUGAUGUCUCUUUACAGUAUAAGUCACUUUCAGAGAACCAGUUUGGUGGUACAAGUGUUCACUGUCUCGAGAAGGAAUGAUUUUUUCAUAUGGUAACAUCUUUUUUCUUAUUGUUCCAUUUUUCAAAUCAUAAUAGUUGGAAGAUCAAAACUGAUAACCAUAGUGUAUUUCCCUGGCAAUAACUGUAUUCUGAUACACAGUGACUAUGCUUCACAACUUAUGUGGACAACUGACUGCAGAAUUAGAAAUAUCUAUUCAAGGUUGGAUUGUUUGUAUGGGCUUUCUUGUUGCUUUUUUGGGUUUUUUUCCCCCUUGUUAUUUUUUUGUUUAUUUUUUAAAUUAAAACAUUCAAAUAGAGGUAACUCACAGUUACUCUACUAGUGCUGUGUUUAGACCAGCAGUCCCAGGUAAGCAAAUCUUAGUCACGUGUUAUGACACGUAAAAAGCAGAGUUUACCUCCUCCAAACCAUCUCUGAUUUCCAUAGCAGGAACUCUGGUGUUUCUCUGCAGAUGCUAGAUAUGAACGACUCGGGGACCAAAAUCCUACUCUUGCCCCAAAAGGAGUGCAUAGACAAAGCUAUUAAGAGCUCUCUAAUUUCAGUCAUAUAACUGAAUAAUCUAAAGGUUGUAAACCUUGUUUACCAGUUUGCCCUAAAAGAGGCAGGCAGUGUUAGAAGAGGAUUCAGAUUGUAAGUGGGCUGAAUUACUCUCUAGUGGAACCAUCAAAUUAUGUGAUGAUGAAAGUGACUAUGUGCAGUUAGUGCGGAAAAGCUGCUGUGCUCUAAAUAGUAAAUUAAAUAAAUAUUGCUUCUCUUGCAUAAACGAGGUGCUUGGGCUCUUUUACCCCCAUAAGGAUGUUAUUUUUCUAUGUUGAAUGGUCCUAUUUCUGGACAGCAAAAGAUGGCUGUGCCCCACUGAUUUUGCUGCAUGCAGCUUCCUUUGAGGUGCCUCGUUGAUGAUAAAAUAUACUAAUUAAAUUCACUGUAAGAUUGUUUCAUUCAGCUGCUUCCCAUUGAUAAAAUACUGACUUAAAUAAAAAUGUUGUGGAGGGGGAUGAGGGGAUCUUGUUAUUUUUUUAAUUUUGCAUAGUGUUGUAACAUUAAAUAAGUGACUUGAGUUUGAAUCAUUUGAAUUGUAUAAGUAGUUCUUUCAGAAUGUCACUGAUUUUAUUCUGUGGAUGAUUCUAUAAAAGGUAUGUUAUAAAAAUACUGUUUCCCACAGUGGAGCCAUGAAAGAAAGUUCAGUGUGACAAGAAGUCAGAUUUUACUGUCUUACUUGUCUGAUACUCUGUAAUAAAAUACAUGCUCAUACCUGCUUUUAAUUUAA